Thermothielavioides terrestris NRRL 8126 is the source of this 2244-nucleotide messenger RNA. RefSeq lists its product as uncharacterized. The record is from RefSeq and is a predicted model, not a curated record. NCBI's taxonomy places the organism in Eukaryota, Fungi, Ascomycota, Sordariomycetes, Sordariales, Chaetomiaceae. The transcript has 2 exons. Bases 109 to 2112 code for a protein of 667 amino acids.
CAGCGAGCCUGCGGGAUAACUCGACGAUACCAACCAACAUCAUCGCCUUCCCGCAGCCGUUGCUCCCGCUUAACAGAAUCGGCGAAGCCAGCUCGCGAACUUCCUGCCAUGGCGCAACCACAGUCGCAGGUGCCCCAGGCGCCGCCCCAGAUGUCGCAUGUGCCUCACAUGCAGCAAAUGCAGCAAAUGCCACAGAUGCCCACGAUGCCGCCGCGUCCGUCCUACUCGCCGCCGCAGCACUCGCCCUCGCCCGCGGGCACCCCUCAGCCCGGAUUCGCGAAUCCCCCCAACAAGCGACCGCGGACGUCGCCCACGUCUCCUCCGCCGGCGCCGCAGUCGCCCUACGCCGCGACGCCGUACGCCGGGAGCCCCCAGAUGUCCGCUGCGUCGCCAGCUCCCACUCCCGCUGCCGCGCCCCCGCCAGCGCCCACCCCGAGCUACUCGAAUCCUGCCGCACCGACUGCAGCGCAACAGCAGUACACGAUGCCCUAUACAAACGGCAAUUCAACGCAGUCACCUGCCCCGACGCCCGCCCUUUCUCUUCCCGAAACCCGGCUGUCGUACCCUAACUCCCCUUCCGCACCUGCCGCACCCGCCGCACCAACCCCGCCCAGUUCGCAGCAGUACACGACAGCGACCAUGGCGCCUAUCGUUCCCCCGCCCCCUCCGAUGCCCGGCGCCAUGGGUCCUCCGUCAAAACCGUCGGCGAAGGAACCGUCGGCGAAGGAAUCGGCGAAGGACUUCGAGUACGACGUGAUCGACUCUCUGGCCGGCACCGGCAUCGACCUCCGCGCCGAGGAGCAGUUUCUGGCUGAGUUCUACGGCGGCACCUUCGCUCAGGAGGCAAGGACCGGCGCACCCGCGAACCCCCCCGGAAGCAAGGGCUCCUUCUAUGGCGCUGGCCUGGCAAACCAGCCGGGCGAACCCGUUACUGCGCUCAGCCAGGAGGCCUACGAGGCCGAGGUGGCUCGAAGGGCCUGGGAUGAAGCUGCCCGCCGACUUGCUAUCGUGCGCACCUUUGAAAUCACGAAUCCGUUCCUCAUCAUUCCGAACUUGCACCACCGCGUCGAGAAGAUCGCGAAGGAGCACGGCCUGGGUCUGAACCUGGAGCUGAAGAAUGCGAACCAGGCGGGAAAGAUGAGACCUCCCCAGGAGUUCCCCCCUCCGAAGGUCACGGUCAGCACGAAGCUCGGUCCCGACGGCGCCAUCGUGACGACCACUGGGUCUUUCAUCCCACACGACGCAUACCUGGUCGAUCAGCUGGCGCUCCUAUCCAUCGCCACGAAGCACCGGCUGAGAAACUUGAUCGAAGAUGCGAACAGCGUCGCCACCGUCCGGCAGACGACUUCCCACGGGGAGAUCCCCGAGGAAUGGGCCGACGUCGCAGUGCCGCUCCGGACCGGUCUGGAUUCUCUUCCCGACGGCCCCGACGGCGCUGCGAGCGCGAAUUCCCGCAAGCGUUCCUUUGAUGCGUUCGCCCAAGGCACAUCAUCCAAGGCCGGCAAGCGCGGCCCAAGGAACCUCAUGGAAGCUGUGCGCGACGGCGCAAAAGUCGACCGCGAUGUCGAGGAAGCAAGGCUGCGGAAGCGCCAGAAACGUCUCAAUCCCGAGCCCGCCCAGAGCGGAUCCCGCGCCGGCUCCGUCGCCCCCGGGACCCCCGCUUCCGGAGCGGCUCCCGAGGCCGAGACUCCGGCGAAGGCGCCCUCGAAGAAAGAACUAAAGAAGGGCGCUGCCGCCGCGAGGUUAGCCGAGGCCUCCAGCACGGCCAGCACCAAUCAGACGCUCAGCACUCUCAUGGGCGGCUUCGGCCGUAAAAAGAAAGAGUACUCGUGGUUGCAGAAAUCGGGCAGCGGCCCGAGCACGCCGAGGGCGACUGCGGGAGAGCCGAGCACCGCGGCGCCGGGAGCCACCCCUAGAGCGCCGGAGAGGGCGCAUCUUACACCGGACCCGCGGAACCCCCGGCUCGGCACCUGGCGCGAGGACAAGGAGAAAGGGAAGAACAUCCAGCUCCGGGACUGGGUAACAGCGCUGGAAAUGGACGGUAUCGAGACCAGGGCCAUUCAGGACGCCUAUCUCAAGCUGGACUCGUCGGGCCCCAAAGACAGGAGCUAGAAGCGCCCGCAGCCGACAGGUCAUCCGCUGCCGUAAUCACGGUCUUGGGUCGACGAGCCCGCAAGCAGCACGGUGGAAACGCCGGCGCGAGUAUAUUUUUGUCCGUCUGUCCCUUCAGUCGUGCGACACGCG